UUUUGAAUGAGUUGUACGCGCGGCGAGUACUGAAAAUAUUUCCAAACCGAUCAAUUUCAUAUAUCAAAUACAAAGAUAAUAAAAACCGAGAAGGAAAACAGCCAUCGUGCGUGCUCAAUAUAUGGAAAAUAUACCCCAAUAAAAAUCUCUCGAAGUGCAAAACUGUUUUUCCGAAUUUUCUGAUUUUUGUUUUAUUUUUCGAUGUGUGUGUGUAAUGAAAAUUGUGUGCAAUAAGCGGCGAAUGCAGGCCAGCAGCAACAACAUCAACGGCAGCAACUGCAACAGCAAAUGCAGCAAUCUACAUGCGGUCGUCUAACUGUAAAGCACUUGGCAACGGUCAGCAGGAAAAUCAGCAGCAGCAGCAACAAGUGGAACGCACAGCAGCAACAUCAUUAGCCGGCAUUUGAUUGCAUCAACUUGCAGCCAUUAGAUAUAGGCAUUUGAUAUCUGAAAUCGGAUAAAGCCAAACCAAAUGCUGUAGAACCAUGGCGGCAAUUACUAGCAAUGUCUCGCGAUUGGAGCCAAUGCGCGGUAUUUCCAUAAUCAUUGAAUCGCCAGAAGUGGCCACAGCCACAGCAGCAACAGCAACAGCAACGGCAACACAAGUAGCAGCAACUGCCAAGAGCAACAGCAACACUGAAAUGUCGCUCAAGUCCCAGGCUGGCAUGUUGCUGGCAUUUGGCGACACAGCAGCAACAACCAAAGAUAAUUUGGAAACUAGUUACGACACAGCAGCAGCAUCAGCAGAAGCAGCAGCAACUGCGGCAACAGCAACAGCAACAUCAGCGGCAACAGCAACAGCGGCAACACCACCGACCACCAAAAUCUAUCCACAAUUGCUGCUGCGCAUUGGCGGAGAAAUUGCCGGUGCAACAGCGGUAACAUCACCGACCAUAAUCAGUUGCAAUGGUGAAAUUGCUGCCAGUCAGCCAGCAGCAACAGCAGCGGACACAGCAGCAACAUUGCAACAUAAUAAUACGGUGAAGAUUCAAAUUGAAAGCCAGGGUCAACCGCGAGUACUGGGCAAGCAGAUAAGUGUGGUAAAACUGAACGAGGAGGAGAUGCAGCAGCAGCAGCAAUUGUGCUAUUUGGUGGACACCAGUGGUCAAUACUCGCCAUGCGAAACAUUGGACAGUGGCACGGGCAGCGACCUGGAGGGUCAGGGUCACCAGCAGCAGCAGCUGCAGCAGCAGCAGGUGAGGUCACCGCAGCUGGAGUUGCAUCUGCAGACCACCAGGCUAAAGGUCAAGGAGGCGGACAACCUCCUGGUGACCCCGAACCCCAAUCCCCCGAGGGCCUACAGUCUCACCGACGACAGCGAAGAAGGCGACGAAAGCAGCAACUCCUCGCUCAGCUGCGACUCCUUGCACUCCGGUGGCCUUCUGCCCACCACUCUCCUCCGGGACAUUCGACUCAGGGAAAGGGAGUCCCACAGUGAUCCCCUGGUGACCAAGAUCGAUGGCAGACCCCUGCAAUACGAGGCGGAUGGCUACUACACCUUCCACGUCCACGAGCACGACAACUUCCGGAGCUUCAACUCCAGCUCCUCGACGGAGUACGAGGCGCCGACUUUUCCGGAGGAUCCGCAGGACGAGGACUUCGCCGGCUAUCGGGAUGUCCGGACGGAGGGCAAGCACUCCACCAACUCCACCAUCAGAUCGGCCAAGGGAACGGUGAGGGGCGUCAAGAAUCGUGUGCGCAAUGGAGUAGCCACCUUCUUGCAGCUGCAACAGCCCAAUGUCAAGAAUUACAUGGAAAAGGACUUGGGCAAGGUGGUCUUGUACACCACCAGCAUGGGAAUCAUCAGGGACACUUACGCCAAGUGCGCCAAUGUUAAACAGAUCCUGCGAACUUUGCUAAUAAAAUUCGAGGAGCGAGAUGUCUUCAUGAGCGUGGAGUACCAGCAGGAAAUGCGGGAAAGGAUGCACGAUGAGACCAUUCGGGUGCCACAGCUCUUCGUCGAGGGCCAGCACAUCGGGGAUGCCGACACUGUGGAGCGACUGAAUGAAAGUGGGGAACUGCGACAGCUGCUGAAACCGUACAAAUCGAUCGCCACUGCGUAUACGUGCCAGACGUGUGGAGGAUAUCGCCUUUUGCCGUGUCCUUCGUGCAGCGGAUCCAAGAAGUCGGUGCACCGGAACCACUUUACGACGGAGUUCGUGGCCCUAAAGUGCAUGAAUUGCGAUGAAGUCGGACUGGUCAAGUGCCCCAAUUGCUGAGGAAAUCAACGCUUUCCACGUUUUUUUUCUAGCUGUAGUGCUUUUUUUUGUAUCUAUAUCAAAAUGAUUUUUUUUUGUGCGCAAUUCUUGUAGUCGCUUAUUAUUAACAGUUGUGAUAUUUGAGAGCAGUUUGAGCCGGAAAUGAGUGGCCGAAACGGGAGCAAAACGAAUGGAAUUGGAACGGAAAUGACACACACCCACACAAACGAAACAACCUAUUCAUAUGUGAAUCGAAGAGAUAUCGAAUAAAAUCUAAACCCUAUUAAAUGA
This is a messenger RNA of Drosophila rhopaloa, 2489 nucleotides long. RefSeq names its product glutaredoxin domain-containing cysteine-rich protein CG12206. Bases 486 to 2219 code for a protein of 577 amino acids. The transcript is spliced from 5 exons. Gene Ontology annotation, biological process: sensory perception of sound. Lineage: Eukaryota; Metazoa; Arthropoda; Insecta; Diptera; Drosophilidae. The record is from RefSeq and is a predicted model, not a curated record.